Pelodiscus sinensis (Chinese soft-shelled turtle) is the source of this 3731-nucleotide messenger RNA. The record is from RefSeq and is a predicted model, not a curated record. Lineage: Eukaryota; Metazoa; Chordata; Testudines; Trionychidae.
GGUCUUGCUAGAACAUGCAUGUUCGUGAAAGCGUUAUUUUUUCUUCUUGUUACUACUUUGAACCCCCUGCCAUGUGAUUAGCACUGCAGUUCUACUAUGUGCUGGAGGCAAAAUGCACUGAGAAUAAUACCCAACGUUUGAUGAAAAGAAUAGGAAAAAAACUUUCUGCAGUAAGAAACAUGAUUGAAAAAUCCUGCUGGGAGUAGGGUAGAACUGAAUAACUGAACAAAACGAGAGAUUAUUCUUGACAGGCUUAAGUGGGUCAAAGUUUUUUAAAUGUUGCAUUGAUUGAGUAACUUGUCACUUUUUUCCUGCAGUUUUCUUGAUUACUCAAGGGGAAAAUCCAGAUUCACCAGUUGUUGUUGGACAGAACACAGUUCUAUUCCAGAAUGCCAGCAACAGCAUAUACUUAUAUAAAGUAGCACUGAUUCUAAUUAGAUUUUCACUACUGGCAAUGUCACAUGAGCUGUUCUUCAGAAGCUAGCUUUCAUUCAGAAGAAAGUAAAACAAGAAUAAUAGAAACCAUGGAGGCUCACAAGAAUGGACUAUGCUACCAGUGAAAGAACUUGUGGGUUCGUAUGUCCUGGGAAAGAGACUCCAGCGAAAUACGCUACAAGAGGCUUCAACACUUGCUUGAAAAAAGCAACAUAUACUCAAAAUUCUUGCUAACUAAAAUGGAGCAGCAGCAGCUGGAGGAGCAGAAAAGGAAAGAGAAAUUAGAAAAAAAAAAAGAGAUGUUACUAAAAGCGUCAAUGAAUCAGAAUCUAACUGAUGGAAAAGAGGAGAAAACUGCUGUGAAGAAAAAGAAAAAAAGAGGAAGAGAAGAUGAAACUUACUACAUUUCAGAAGUCAUGUCCAAAGAGGAAAUCUUGUCAGUGGCCAAAAAAAGCAAAGUAAUAAAUCAGGAUGAAAGCUCUUCUUACAAACUGUGUGCAGAAGACUUACAGAAAAAUGAAGACUCUAAUAGUGUCAUUAAAGAUAGAUUGUCACAAGCUGUACGACAUAAUGCCAAACACUUCCUUGAUCCAGUACGGAAAUUUAAUGGGCAGCCAAUACCCUUUCAACAGCCAAAGCUUUUUUCGGGAGGUGUUAUGAGGUGGUACCAAGUUGAAGGCAUGGAAUGGCUCAGGAUGCUUUGGGAAAAUGGCAUCAAUGGCAUUUUGGCUGAUGAAAUGGGACUAGGAAAAACAAUCCAAUGUAUUGCUACAAUAGCACUGAUGGUAGAGAGAGGAGUCCCUGGACCAUUCUUAGUAUGUGGUCCUUUGUCUACUCUUCCUAACUGGAUGUCUGAGUUCAAGAGAUUCACUCCAGAGAUUCCCAUAAUGCUGUACCAUGGAGCCCAGCGUGAACGUCAUAAAUUGGUUCAAAAAAUUCACAAGCGAGAUGGUUCACUGCAAAUUCACCCUGUGGUCAUUACCUCGUUUGAAAUAGCCAUGAGAGACAGGAAUGCAUUGCAGCAUUGCUUCUGGAAAUAUCUGAUCGUGGAUGAAGGACAUAGAAUUAAGAACAUGAACUGUCGUCUUAUCAGGGAAUUAAAACGAUUUAAUGCUGACAAUAAACUUCUGCUAACAGGUACUCCCUUGCAAAACAACUUGGCAGAACUUUGGUCACUACUUAACUUCCUGCUGCCGGACGUAUUUGAUGACUUGAAAAGCUUUGAGUCCUGGUUUGACAUUACAAGCAUUACAGAAAUUGCUGAAGAUAUUGUCGCUAAAGAAAGGGAGCAGAACAUCUUACACAUGUUACACCAGAUUUUGACACCUUUCUUAUUGAGAAGAUUGAAAUCUGAUGUAGCUCUUGAGGUUCCUCCUAAACGAGAAGUUGUGGUGUAUGCGCCGCUGGCAAAGAAACAAGAAACCUUCUAUACUGCUAUUGUAAAUCGGACCAUUAAAAAGCUACUUGGAAAUAAAGAGGAAGAAGUGGUCGAGUUGAGUCCUACAGGACGGCCAAAGCGCCGGAGUCGAAAAGCAGUUGAUUACCGUGAACUAGAUGGUGAUACACCUGAUGAGCUGGAAAAACUGAUCAACAAAAUGCAAGAGGAAGUAGAAAAAGAAAGGCCGGUGAUAGAAAUGACCAUUCCCAUGGAUUCAGAAGUCAAUCUUAAACUGCAGAAUAUUAUGAUGUUACUGAGGAAAUGCUGCAACCAUCCAUAUCUCAUUGAAUAUCCACUGGACCCUGCCACACAGGAAUUUAAGGUUGAUGAAAAUCUAGUGAAAAAUUCAGGCAAAUUCCUGCUUUUGGAUCGCAUGCUGCCAGAACUGAAAAAGAGGGGACACAAGGUGUUGCUGUUCUCACAAAUGACACUGAUGUUGGACAUUUUGAUGGAUUAUUGCUAUCUGAGGAAUUACAAGUUCAGUCGUUUGGAUGGAUCCAUGUCCUAUACAGAGAGAGAGGAAAAUAUGCAUAAAUUUAAUAUAGAUCCUGAAGUGUUCAUAUUUUUAGUGAGUACACGGGCUGGAGGUCUGGGCAUUAAUUUGACUGCAGCAGAUACGGUCAUCAUCUAUGAUAGUGACUGGAACCCCCAGUCUGACCUUCAAGCCCAAGACAGGUGUCACAGAAUUGGUCAGACAAAGCCAGUUGUUGUUUAUCGCCUCGUGACAGCAAACACUAUUGACCAGAAGAUUGUGGAGAGAGCUGCUGCCAAAAGGAAGCUAGAGAAGUUGAUAAUUCAUAAAAAUCAAUUUAAAGGUGGUAAAUCUGCGUUAAUCCAAACAAAGAGCUGCUUAGAUCCUGAGGAAUUAAUGGAAUUGCUGAAAUCCAGGGACUAUGAAAGAGAGGUUAAAGGAUCCAGAGAGAAAGUAAUAAGUGACAAAGAUCUAGAAUCACUGCUGGAUAGAAGUGACCUUAUUGACCAAAUGAAAAAGUCAGAAUCAGUUGAAAAGGAAAAAGUGGGAGUGUUCAAAGUCCUAGAAGAUAUGGAAGACUCCACUACAGAAUGUGUAUUUUGAAGUGCAGCUAGCUUCUAAAAGUGCAGCCCCAACUUCUUGUGACCUAGCAGUAGAUCUUGCAAGGCCAUCAUUUAUUUACAGAGACUCUUCAGUAUGCAGAUUUUUUUUUUUUUUUUCAAAGCCUGGUACAAAUCCUUUUUCUUUUCAGGGAGUUGUAACAUGUCAGGUGCUGUACUUCAUGAUGUAGCAUACCUAAAAAGGUCAUACUUGUAAACCUCACACAAAGAAUUAAGAAACCAUUUUUCAAGUGUUUUACGUAGCUUUUGUGAUCCUGUGCUACACAUUGCCAGGUUUGUACAAAAUCUUCCUGUGGAAGUCUUGCACAACCAAUUUUAUUUUUCUGUGUAAGCUGCCCUAAUGUGUCAAUUGUGAUGUUAUUGGGAAGGGGAAAACUAUCUAGUAUACUUGUUUACAACUGAUCGUGUAGCUUCAGUUUUAAAUUUUGCAAAAUAUUUUGCUAAUAAAUUUGCCUGUUUUGUCAUGUGAUUUUAUUAGGGGAGAUAAGGGAGAGGAGCGCUCUACAAGAACAUCUUAUGUAAUCAUGCCUCUUUCUGUGGGCAUUGAUCUGUGCCAUACCCUAAUUUCAUCUUGUAGUGGCAAGUGCCCAGAGUUACAAAUUUUUCAGUGAUUUAUGUAUACUAUGCAAGUUCCAUGUAUGACUGUUCUCUAUUCUUAGGGUAAUGAGCUAAAGCAAUCAGUCAUCUUAGAUUGUAUGCCCUAAGCAUGGAAUUUGCUACAAACUGAUAUUUCAGUAUCUCUGCUUAAAUAAAUCAAAAAAUCCUC